UCAGUGUCUGAGCUGAGGGUUGUUCUGCUGGGGAGCAGCUGGUCUGAGAAGACAAAAGUGGGAAACAUACUUCUGGAACAAUCAUUGUCCUGCAAGGAACAAAGCUCUUGUAUGAGAAUCAGUGGACCGAUGCAGAACAAAAAAAUAGCUGUCAUCUACACCCCAAAUCUGCCACCUCUCUCUAGCUCUAUGAAUGAACUAACAACAUUUAUAAAAGACUGUGUGAAAUAUUCUGCACCUGGUCCUCAUAUGUUCCUGCUGGUUGUACAGCCUGAAGAUUUCACUGAGGGACAUGGACGGAGGCUCUGCACAGUCCUUGAAAACUACAGUGAUCGAUCAUUUGAUCAUUCAGUGGUGCUGAUAUUAACGCCCAGAGAGGAGAGUCCAGGUUGGAAGGAGAAACACAUGGAGAACGGUCCCUUAAAAGACCUGAGCAGUAAAUUUAGACACAAACUCUUGGUGAAAGACCUUGACCGUGUCCAGCUGCUGACAUGCUUUGGUCAAAUUUUAAAACGGAACAAAGGAGAACAUGUGAGCUAUGAAGCAUUUGAAGACCCAACAGCUACUUUAGAAAGCCUGAAACAAAAGACAACACCGACUCCAAUCAGAGAUGCUGUUAUAACUUAUGGUGAGUGAAAAAAAACUAUUUUCACAAGAGGAUGAAAACUUUCAAUACAUACAUGUUCCUCCUAUUCUCCUACUAAAUACUGCAAACUAAUGUCAUAUUUUUACAGGGUUGCAUGCAACUAAAGAAAUCUCUGCUCAGUUCUCACUUUCAGGAACCAAUCAUUCAUCUCAGGGUAAGUCAAUUCAUCACAAAACUAGCUCAGACAGGACACGGUCAGGUUUAAUCAUAUAUUUCUAAAUGACAGGUAUUUGUGUUUAGUAACAACUGCUUGAGUGAUGUUCUGGAACAAUCUGAGCAAGCACGACACAGACAGUCCCUGAGAUCACAAACCCCAGCAGAGCCUGAGAUUCACAUUUAAAUGAACACAGUAACAAGGACACCAGCUUAAAUGGACUUGAAUAUUCAAAAUCCAGUUUACAUAGUUUUAGGGUACAACUACAAACCACCUGAGUUAGACAGUCUUGCAAAAUAUAAGAAAAAAAAAUUCCUUUGCCUGGAUUAGAAAAUGUGUCUCUGAAUGAGCAGUUGAGGUUUGCUGCUGUUGUGACUGGAUGUUCACCACUCUGCUACAUGCAUACAUCAUCCAAAAAAACUAAAUCAUAUUUUCCAAACCAAAGUGACACAUUGAGACACAUUGCUGUGCAUUUGCUGCAUUUUUUGUCCUUGCAGCAACAUGAUGUGUGAAGAAUACAGCUAGCUGUUAGCUUAGCAAAAAGAGUGUAAGCAGGGGCACAGCUCAGACUGAUUGAUCAGGUUAAUCAUGAAAUCUGAUCAAUCAGUUUCAGCCAUCAUCUGGUAAACCGAGAGGCCCUUCUCAGCUUACCACUGUGGAGAAUUAACCCGUCCAGUAGUCCAUCACACUGCACUGGGAAGCUCUCCAGAGUCUAAUAUGGUCCAUUUUGUUGUCGCAGCAGCGCACAUCAGCUAGCAUGAUUGUGGGAAAUGCCAGACUGUGUGGAUUAGUAGUUAGCCAAGCAUGCACUCCCCUGCACUUGCUCUGCGACCAUGACCUCUCGCAGCACUUGUGUUUUUUAUGAGCGAGUGUUCAUAGUAGUGAACACUGGCUCGAUCAGCACACUCAGCUAGUGCUUGUUGGAGUAAAAAUCUUUGUAACAUCUGUUCAGAAAAAAAAGAUGGCUGCAAAUGUAUUUCCAUUUAGCUCCACUCAAUGACACACAUAUAGACAACUGUUAUGUUUUAUGUUGUAUUGCCUACAACAGGAACAAUGUAAAUUGGUUGGAGGAAGUC
Molecule: messenger RNA, 1876 nt
Organism: Acanthochromis polyacanthus (spiny chromis)
Lineage: Eukaryota; Metazoa; Chordata; Actinopteri; Pomacentridae
Product: GTPase IMAP family member 2-like
Exons: 1
Molecular function (GO): GTP binding
Source: RefSeq, a predicted model, not a curated record